This is a messenger RNA of Mixia osmundae IAM 14324, 2316 nucleotides long. RefSeq lists its product as uncharacterized. Gene Ontology annotation, biological process: chloride transport; transmembrane transport. Gene Ontology annotation, molecular function: voltage-gated chloride channel activity. The record is from RefSeq and is a predicted model, not a curated record. NCBI's taxonomy places the organism in Eukaryota, Fungi, Basidiomycota, Mixiomycetes, Mixiales, Mixiaceae. Bases 1 to 2316 code for a protein of 771 amino acids. The transcript has 12 exons. Gene Ontology annotation, cellular component: early endosome; membrane; Golgi apparatus.
AUGGCCUCGCCAGAGUCGGCUCGAAGCGGUCGGCUGAGUGGUCGGCGCUUCGUCGGCGCGCGGACCCUCACGGACGAAUGGGAUGAAGAUGCGUCCGAGGAAGAGUACGAAUAUCUCGACGAACGCAAUCGGGUUGCCUACUCCAACUUUAGUACCAUCGAUUGGGCACACGAAUACGAUAAGGAGCGAGCUCGCAAAGCAGACAUCCAAGCCAUACCUGGGCCAAGAGGGCGACUCCUCCUUUGGCAAGACAUUGUCACACCUUGGAUCGUCAUCUUUGCAACAGGCACAAGCGUGGGACUGCUAGCAGCUGCGUUGGAUAUACUCUCUGCCUGGCUCGCGCAGCUCAAACUCGGUGUCUGUGGAGACGAUGUUUGGCUUGAUCAAGUCGCGUGUUGCGCGGGCCUUGAGCCCGGAGAAAUAUGCUAUUCCUGGAAGACGUGGUCGAAUCUGUUUGGACUUCGAAGCUCAGUCGGGCAAUCGUUGAUGGCCUAUACAAUUUACGUCACGCUCGCCGUUGGCUUCGCCACUACGUCUGCGUUUCUGGUCAGAGUCUAUGCGCCAUAUGCCUUUCAUUCGGGCAUACCCGAGAUCAAAACGAUCCUCGGUGGCUUCAUUAUACACGGCUAUCUCGCGCCUUGGGUCUUGCUGAUCAAGAGUGUUGGGCUUAGCUUGUCGGUCGCAUCUGGACUCGCGCUGGGCAAGGAAGGGCCUCUUGUACAUGUUGCCUCGUGCAUUGGCGGCAUUGCGGCCAGCUCCUUUGCAGUCUUUCGCGACAAUGAAGCCCGAACACGAGAGAUCAUCUCUGCAGCAUCAGCAGCAGGCGUGUCCGUCGCGUUCGGUGCACCUCUUGGUGGCGUUCUGUUCUCACUAGAAGAAGUUUCUUCGUUCUUCCCUGGCGCUGUUCUCUGGCAGUCGUUCGUGUGCGCGGUCAUUGCUGCAGUGACGCUUCAAUACAGCAUCGGAAAACUCGUUCUGUUUCCCGUGACUGCCAACCUUAUCCUCCGAGGCUUCGAGCUCGUACCUUUCGUCUUUCUGGGUAUCUGUGGAGGGCUAUACGGCCAUGCGUUCAUUCAGCUCAAUUCGGAGUAUGCUCGCUUCCGACGAAGCUCCUUUCUGCGGCAUUAUCCCGUCUUCGAAGUCACCGGUGUUGCCUUCGUGACUGCCUUCAUAAGCUAUCUCAUUACUUUCAUGCGGGUGCCCAUGUCCGAGCUUGUUGCUUCACUUUUUCAAGCCUGCUCCACUGCAGACAAUCUGGGACUUUGCGAUCGCGACGGCGAGCUAGCGGUUGUCUUCUCGCUAUUAGUAACAGCCUUCGUUUUCACGGCACUUACGGCGGUCACCUUUGGCAUGAAGCUGCCUGCAGGCUUGUUUAUGCCGACUAUCGCUAUCGGCGGCUGCUUCGGUCGUGCGCUUGGCAUAUUGCUUGCAAAGUGGCAACGCGAACAAGCUCAUCUGUGGAUCUUCUCGAGCUGUCCAGCGGACGGAGCUUGUAUUUCGCCAUCUGUCUACGCUGUCCUGGGAUCUGCUGCUGCUCUUGCCGGCGUUACUCGCAUGACAGUCUCGCUCGUCGUCAUCGUCAUGGAGCUCACUGGCGCAGUCUCACUCGUGAUGCAAGUCAUGUUAUGCGUCCUUGUUUCCAAGUUUGUAGGCGACUUCUUUUCGAGGGAUGGCAUCUACGAAGCUUGGAUCAAUUUGCGCCACUUUCCCUUCUUGAACACAAAGAUUGAGUAUCGUGACGAUACGCUACUGGCGUCCGAUGUCAUGACGGGCGCUGGAGCAAUAACCUGUCUAAGCGACAUGUCGAUGUCCAUCAUCGAAGUUGAGCGUCUGCUCAACGCGACGCGCUACCGAGGCUUCCCCGUUAUUGACAAUGACAACGCAAAGACAUUCCUGUCUUACGCUACGCGGGAAGAGCUUGGUCAGGCUCUCGAACACGCACGUACGCAGCUUGGCGCUACGGACGACAGCAUAUGUCGGCUUGCGAUGCCUAUGCGAGGCUAUUCGACUAUUGAUGACCGCGAUGAAGGCGUCGAUCUGCGCGCAUGGGUAGAGCAAACGCCGUUUGUGAUGUCCCCAGGCAUGCCAAUGGAAGUCGUCAUACAGGUCUUCCAACGAAUGGGUCUCAGGCAUAUCAUCUUUGUGAAGCACGGUCGGCUUGCCGGCAUGCUCACGAAGCAUGAUGUCAAUCAUCACUUGCGCAUCCGAAAUGAAGGCGAUUCGGCAAGGCUUGAUCUGCUCAGGAAACGCGUGAAGCAUAUGGCUCCUUUGCGCUCAGGAUCGCCAGAUGCGCCGUCGCAAAAUGGACACACAUGA